Molecule: messenger RNA, 2565 nt
Organism: Rhododendron vialii
Lineage: Eukaryota; Viridiplantae; Streptophyta; Magnoliopsida; Ericales; Ericaceae
Product: pentatricopeptide repeat-containing protein At3g29230
Exons: 1
Coding region: 226-2040 (604 amino acids)
Biological process (GO): RNA modification
Molecular function (GO): protein binding; RNA binding
Source: RefSeq, a predicted model, not a curated record
UAUUCCACAGGGAAAAAAAAAAAAGAAAGGAUUUUUCAUACCCCAUCAAUUUUCUGCUUUGAUCCAAACCUUAUCACUGGUUUUCUCAAUCUUGUGGCGAAUGCCAACUGAAACAACGGUGUACCUUUUCUUACACCCAUGUCGUACUUAAAGCUUACGUUCUAAUGGCGUCUUUCUGUGCCCUAAUACUACUUCUCCUCCUCCCUUAAUACUAACUGAGAGAAGAUGCAGAUACCCAUCCCAGUUCGAGCCCCGACAUGGGUAUCCACACGAAGACUCUUGGAACAGAAACUGUCAGAUAUCUUCAAGUGCACAGACCUGAAACAACUGAAACAGCUCCAAGCAGUCAUAUACAAACACGACCUCCAGGCCGACCUUUACUUCGCCCCCAAGCUCAUCACCGGUUUCUCCCUCUGCCGCCAAAUGGCGCUGGCGGUGAACGUCUUCAAACAGGUCCAGGAACCCAACGUGCACUUGUACAAUUCUCUGAUCAGGGCGUACGUUCACAACUCUCAGCCCUCAGAGGCGUUCUGUGCGCUCUUCGUCAUGCAGUACCGCGGGCUGUGGCCGGACAACUUCACUUACGCUCUUCUGUUGAAGGCGUGUUGUGGGACGAAUGAGUUGGGACUCGCGCGAAUGAUUCAUGCCCAGAUUGAGAAACUCGGGUUUCUCGCGGAUGUAGUCGUGCCCAAUUCGCUGAUUGAUAGUUACUGUAAGUGUGGUUUGUUAGGUGUUGGUGAGGCGAGGAAGUUGUUUACGGUGAUGGGGGAGCGAGAUAUUGUGUCGUGGAAUACCAUGAUUGGCGGGUUGGUGAAGGCUAAUGAGUUGAGGGAAGCCCGUCGCCUGUUUGAUGAAAUGCCGGACAGAGAUACGGUGAGUUGGAACACGAUGUUAGAUGGGUAUUCAAAGGCGGGAGAGAUGGACACGGCGUUUGAGUUGUUCAAAAAGAUGGCCGGAAGGAAUGUCGUGUCUUGGACGACCGUUAUUUAUGGUUAUUGCAAAGCUGGAGAGAUGGAGAUGGCGAGGAUUUUGUUUGAUAAUAUGCCGGCAAAAAAUACAGUUUGUUGGACUACUAUAAUAUGUGGCUACGCUGAAAAGGGGCUGGCAAAGGAUGCAAUUAGCUUGUUUGAGAAAAUGGAGGAGACGGGAUUGAAGUUGGAUGAUGGAGUUAUCAUUAGUAUUUUAGCUGCUUGUGGAGAGUCUGGCUUGCUUGGAUUGGGUAGAAGACUUCAUGCCUCAAUUCAGAGGACUGGAUAUAAGUGCAGCACUCAUGUGGGUAAUGCUCUCGUUGAUAUGUAUGCAAAAUGUGGCAGCUUGAACAGGGCGUUGACCGUCUUUAAUGGGAUGGCAAACAAAGAUUUGGUGUCUUGGAAUUCCAUGAUUCAAGGGUUGGCUAUGCAUGGAUAUGGGGAGAAAGCACUUGAGCUUUUCUAUAGAAUGAAACAAGAAGGGUUUGCUCCUGAUAGAGUGACCUUCAUCGGUGUUUUAUGUGCUUGUACGCAUGCAGGGUUUGUCGAUAAGGGUAUUCACUACUUUAAUGCAAUGGAGACAGAAUAUGGAGUACUUCAAGAAAUUGAGCAUUAUGGUUGCGUGAUUGACCUUUUAGGUCGGGGCGGACGUCUUGAGGAAGCAUUUAGGCUUGUCCGCAGCAUGCCAAUGGAACCAAAUGCCAUUAUUUGGGGCAGCCUUGUAGUGGCAUGCCGUAUACAUAACGCUUCGGAAUAUGCCAAGGAGGUGCUUCAUCACCUGAUUAAACUGGAACCAACAGAUGCUGGUCAUUUUUCCAUAUUGUCGAGUAUAUAUGCAGCAGAAGGCGAUUGGAAUAGUGUUGCUAGUGUAAGGACGCACAUGAAGAGCACUGGCACACAGAAGCCAUCAGGGGCUAGUUCAAUUGAAUUGGAUGAUCAGGUUCAUGAAUUUACAGUACUUGAUAAAUCGCACCCAAAGUCAGAUAGUAUAUAUGAGGUGAUUGAUGGUUUAAGUCUGCAUCUUAAGCCAGUUGGUUAUUUCCCGAAGGCAAUAGCUGAAGUUUUGUCUUGAGACAAUGAUUUGGGUGAAUUGGAUACAUUACUAAAAUGAUACUUGUAUUGCAAGGUUACUCUCAGUCAAAGUGGAGAGCACUAUAAUUGGUCCUAUAUCAGAGAUCAUAUCACGAUGGGGGAGAAAGUCCUUGCAGCUGAUUUGUGCAGUCAUGAACUGAUGAUAUACCAAAGAAGGGCAUCUAGUGUUCUAUUUAUUUAUGACAGAACCUCUACAAGGCCAUGCCCUUUGGACGAGCCCACGAAGAGCCGAGCCGAGCCAACACCAGAUACCUACAAUCACGAGCAAACAACAAGUAUCAGUUAAGCUUGGAAACACCAGAGGGUGUCGAAGCCAAGACAUCAAAAUAUAACGGGAAUCUUAUUCACAUUGUUCAUACGAUGUAAACGUUGGCAGAAAUAAAGUGCCGUCAUUUUUAUUGUUAUUAGGUCAUGAAAGUUGCAACUAGUUCUAUUUUUGAAGAUCUUGUAAGGUUCUUUCAAUGGCUGAACAGAUACACCCAGUUCCUGGGUAAAGUUUUAUUCU